Molecule: messenger RNA, 2943 nt
Organism: Pieris rapae (cabbage white)
Lineage: Eukaryota; Metazoa; Arthropoda; Insecta; Lepidoptera; Pieridae
Product: probable sodium/potassium/calcium exchanger CG1090
Exons: 17
Coding region: 264-2273 (669 amino acids)
Biological process (GO): calcium ion transmembrane transport; intracellular calcium ion homeostasis
Cellular component (GO): membrane
Molecular function (GO): calcium channel activity; calcium, potassium:sodium antiporter activity
Source: RefSeq, a predicted model, not a curated record
CGCCACUGCUUUCACACGUAAAGCCUUCGGCGUCUCAGUUCGUUUGGUCAAUUGUAUAAAACCCUGAAGUCAAUUCUCGCCAUCCAUUUACAAAUAAUUAGUAAAUUAAAAUAGUUUUUGUUCAUUUAAAAUGUGCAGAUGAAUGCCGAUAGCGUCAGGGGUAGUAAACUUUGGUGUGUGUUAGUUACGUAACGGUUCCGGGGAAAAUCAAUAUCCGAGUGGUAUUAAUAGCAGGGUUGAGAACAGCUGGCCGGUAGCCAGCCAUGCAGCCUUCGAGGAUGCGCCGGCCUCGUCGCCACCGAUGGCUGGUGGUGUCAGUGUUCUUCAUUGCAUAUUCCGUCUUCCAAGCCGUAUUGGGCAAACCCUCCGAGCCUGGACCUUCUCCAGCUGGUGAUAUAGUUUCGCCACCAGUAACACGUUUGACUACAGAACAGAAAGAAGUGGAACAGAAAGUAACACCAGCAAUUACAAGCAAAGAAGAGGAAAUAAAAACUACGGACGGAGGGAAGAAAGCAAUGAAGGGCCUUCACGAAGAAGACGACGAAGGUGAAAAGAAGAAACAAAAAGAUGCUGGCUAUGUUGACGACAAAGAGACGGAAGAAAUCCGGAAAGAGGAGAUAUUGGAAGAAAUGGAAGAAGCAAUAGCUACAGUACAUCCACUUAGGAAUUGCACUCCUCCCGCAAUUGAGCAGUUCCCGCAUCCGCUGAUGAGUCAGAACGCUAGAAAGCAUGGUGGUCUAAUCAUCCACGUCAUUGUGGCUGUUUUCACCUUCAUCGGUUUAGCCAUUGUCUGUGAUGAGUACUUUGUAUGCAGUCUUGACAGGAUUUGCGAAGAGCUGAAGCUGACUCCAGACGUAGCUGGUGCAACCUUUAUGGCUGCGGGUAGUUCCGCACCAGAACUUGCUACCGUCGUCAUUGGAGUAUUUUGCGCGCAAGAUGAUAUUGGUGUGUCGGGUGUCAUCGGCUCAGCGGUAUUUAACAUAAUGUUCGUGAUCUCGGUAUGUGCUUUAUGCGCUGGUACAGUUUCUCAUCUUAACUGGUGGCCACUAUGCCGCGACUGCUUCUUCUACGCCAUCUCAAUCUUGGUGAUGCUGUGCACCAUCGCAAACAAUUAUGUUUCCUGGCCGGAAGCUUUAUUCAUGUUGAUAAUGUAUGCUGUGUACUGCGUGGCGUUGCGGUUCAACACGGCAUUAGAGGCGUGGGUGUUGACUUGGCCAUUGCCUUUCAAACUACCAACGCGGGAAGAACAGGCAGCACUCGUCACGUACAAGAGCGGAGUACCAGCUCCGGUGCCUGGUGGCACUUCGCCCUACACCAACGUGGAAGGAGAACAAAAGGAAUCACCAUCCGAACCAGCCCCGUAUAACCCAAGCGGAGCAUAUGAGAACGCAGCGUACCACGCUGAGCAGGCUCCCGUUUGGGACCCCAACUCCACUUGGGAAAAUGCCUGGGACCAGGAGACAACAAUGCAACAAAAUCCAUCAAACCAAGGCUGGGGUGCGACGAACCAACAACAACAGCAGCAACAACAACAGUCUGCACAGACCCCAUCAACACCCGGCCAGGAACAACAGCCACAACAAACACAACAGCCCACAGUUCCUGCUUACUACAAAGCAAAGGAAUACAACCCCGAAACAGCCGUCAAUCCACUUGUAAAGCCUGAAGGUGCAAAUCCGGUACAACUAGUCUGCUGGUAUGUGGCCUUCCCUGUCCACUGGACAUGCCGACACACGAUGCCCGACCACCGUGGGCCCUGGUACCCAGUCACCUUUAUCAUCUCCAUGCUGUGGAUCUCUUUCUACUCCUACUUUAUGGUCUGGAUGAUUACUGUUAUUGGGUACACUCUUGGCAUCCCAGAUACAGUAAUGGGACUGACGUUUGUAGCAGCCGGUGUUUCGGUGCCUGACGCAUUAUCCUCGCUGGCUGUUAUUAAGGAGGGCUAUGGUGAUAUGGCAGUAUCGAACGCAGUUGGGUCCAAUGUUUUUGACAUUUUGGUAUGUCUUGGCUUGCCAUGGUUCAUUCAAACAGCGAUCAUACAACCCGGAAGUCACGUAAAUGUCAUCAGCAAAGGUUUGAUAUACUCUACCCUAUCGCUAUUUUCUACGGUAAUCUUCUUAGUGCUUGCAACACACGCCAAUGGCUGGAAGCUGGAUCGCAAAUUUGGAGCUGUCCUAAUGGUAUGGUACUUACUUUUCAUCACGCUCGCCAGUCUAUACGAGUUGAAUAUCUUUGGAGACUUCCACCCGCCAGACUGUCUUUCAACUUACUAAGUCCAAAGGCCUCAUCCAAAACUUUUGAUUUAAGGCGAAAUGACUUGGCCGGUAUCUAUGCCACAUCAUAUUGGUCCAUAUUAAAAAAUAACGAGCGGCUAGCGUCUAAUUGAAUUUUAAUUAUGAUUUAGAGACUAUGAUUUCGCAGAAACCGUUGAACUGCUUGUGAAAUGUACACUUUUUAUUAUUUGUAAAUAAAAAUACUCGUUAGAUAUUUAUCCAUUUAAAACACGACUUAUUUAUCAAUAAUAAUUAUAACUCAAUAUUUGUUUACACAACAAAUCAUGAUUUUGAUUUGCGUUGUAUAUACAGAUAGUGCAAUUCACGAAGACGCGCCCCACCAAUUUUUGGUUCAGGGGAUCGCGGGGUGCGGGGAGUUCCGCUCGCCCGUCUCCGAGCUUCUGGUGAAACGUAAGCGGUUCAUUGUAUUGUGGUAGGUACCAAUAACACUCAACAUUGACGGAAGCUUGCACAUAUUAUACUAUAAACGCUUAGGAGGAGGUGCGUAUUUGUGGAUUGCACUAUCUAUGUGUAUGGGCUAUAGUAAUUCGGAAUUCUUAAGUUUGUUAUUUAUCAGCUGUGCGUCUUUGACAAUUCUAUGUAAGAAAAUACAUUUACUUAUAAGUGUAUUUUGAAUUUAUUUAUGUAAAAGUGUUUAGGCAAUAUCAAA